Molecule: messenger RNA, 813 nt
Organism: Tilletiopsis washingtonensis
Lineage: Eukaryota; Fungi; Basidiomycota; Exobasidiomycetes; Entylomatales
Exons: 1
Coding region: 58-771 (237 amino acids)
Source: RefSeq, a predicted model, not a curated record
CAGCCAUCAGGUACGCUCAGAAUCGAAUGCAGCUGGCCGCCGGCGAGGCGCUACGAGAUGCUCUUCCUCGGCCCAAGAUCGAGCCUUCCGCCUUGUGCCUGGAGACGUCACUGCUUUGAGCGGCGACAGGAGACGGAUAAGUAUAGCGCGCCUCCUGAGCCAGAACGCCGCAACAGGAGGAAGAGGCUUCUGCCUAGACCUUCUGUGCGCCAAGUGCAUCGCACCCUGAAUAGCCUCCUCAACGGGCGAAGCCGGAUGGGGAGCACGUUCGCGACGCUACGAGGGGGCUUGCAGAAGGAAGACACGGCACGGUCCAGCUCGCGAGGCGGCACGUCGAGAUGGCGGGAGAGGGAGCGGCUCGGCACAGCCACGGCAAGCCCCCUCUCUUCUAUCAAGGGGCAAGCUUCAGCCCCGACGCUGAUCCGACGUCGUCCCGAGAGUUCACGCAGUUGUCAGGCUCAUGCGCGUUCCUGGAGGUGCCUUGCAAGAGGAGGGAAACGAGGCCUGCGCUGGAGGCAGUGCUGGAGGCAGUGCUGGAGGCACUGCGCUGCCUGCCGGCUGUGUCUGGCCACGGCUGCGAGUCAAGCUGCCCCAGCCCCCGGACGCCGGUGCCGAGCCUCCACGGCACGGCAUUCUUUGGACAAGGUGACUUCCAGGCUGUGUCUAGUGCUACACCCUGAUUUGGGUGCUCUGCCGGCGUGCGGUUCCCCUCUCACGACGCGAUCGAUCAGGAGCUUCCGCACUGAAAGCUCGCUAGCCGCGAGGGCGUAAUGGCCUCCUGUCUGCAUCGUCGAUCCAGACCGAAGAGGAGGC